AUGGUAUUCAGGUUCAGGGUUAGGGCAUUAGAAAAUGUACGGCACACUAAUCGUUGCAUGCAUACUACGGUUGUAGCCAAAUCAGGUCACAGCAAAUGGUCCACUAUAAAACAUGACAAGGCAAAAAAUGAUUCGUUAAAAAAUAAUCUUUUUAACAAAUAUGCUAAUCGAAUUGCCGUUGCGGUGAAAGUUGGUGGAUCAGCAGAUCCACGUAUUAAUAUUAGAUUAGCGACCGCUAUUGAGGAGGCUAACAAGGCCAAUGUGACUAAGAAAGUUAUAGAAAAUGCAAUUAAGAAAGGUUCUGGGGUUCCAGGUAGUAAAAAUAAUGCCGAAACCUACACCUAUGAAGGUGUGGGCCCAGGUGGUGUUGCUUUUGUUAUCGAGGCGUUGACAGACAAUAGAAAUCGAACAGUUAGUAAUGUCAGAGGAACGUUCAAUAAGCAUAAUGGUAACCUGACUUCUACGUUAUAUUUCUUUAUGAGAAAAGGGUUUGUUGGGGUUCGACCACCUAAUACAUAUGAAAAUUUCGACGCAGUACUUGAAAGGGUUGCAGAGAUAGAAGGGGUCGAUGACUUGGAAGUUUGUAAUCAGAACUCUGCCGAGAGUAUUGAACGAACGCCUUCAGAGUUGUAUGAGGUUAUAACUGAGCCUACCACAACAAAUCAAGUUGCGAGUUCUCUGAAAGAGCAAGGUUUUGAUAUUGUAAAUAUUGGUAUUAGGUACAUUCCAAAGAGUGAUAUGAUUGUACAAAUUACAGAUCCAGUUGUUAGGGAAGAACAUGAAAAGCUUGUUAGCCAACUAAACGAUAUUGAUGACAUUACUGAUGUCUACACAAAUUUACGGCAUUGA
Molecule: messenger RNA, 849 nt
Organism: Eremothecium cymbalariae DBVPG#7215
Lineage: Eukaryota; Fungi; Ascomycota; Saccharomycetes; Saccharomycetales; Saccharomycetaceae
Gene: DPC29
Product: post-initiation translation factor DPC29
Exons: 1
Coding region: 1-849 (282 amino acids)
Cellular component (GO): mitochondrion
Source: RefSeq, a predicted model, not a curated record